This is a messenger RNA of Psylliodes chrysocephalus, 1630 nucleotides long. Lineage: Eukaryota; Metazoa; Arthropoda; Insecta; Coleoptera; Chrysomelidae. The record is from the annotation of a GenBank genome assembly.
CUUUUUUUGACAAAGUGACUUUUAAAAUAAUAGUUUGAUUUGAAUUAAAUUCUGUAGUUGGUGAAAUUUGUUUAAUAUUAUAAUGGAAGAAAUUUUAUCCAAAAACUGCCUAAUAUGCCUUGUGGAGUUGCCAAAUAAUAACGAUUUACUUAUAGUAGAUACGUUUAAGAUUAAACAGUUACAAUUUAUCAAAGUUGAACUGAACAUACCUUUAACUGAUCACCUUGUGAUAUGUACAAGUUGUGCGCACAAAUUAGAACAAUCAUUUGAUUUCAAAACAAAGCUACUGAACAAUUAUAGUUAUUUAAAUAGUUUUAAAUCCGAAGAAACUCCUUUAAUUAAUAUUGAAGAAUUUCUUGCUCGUCCUACAUUUAGCGAAGGCGUUAAGCUGGAAGUAGAAAAAGUAUGUUUCCUUUGUUUGAGAUAUUGGCCAAUAGAUAAUUUAACGCCUCUGGAUAUGUUAAGAGAAAAUUGGCGCUACCAGAAGGACUUAUUCGAAAAAUGUAUACCUGAAGUAGAUUUCGCUUUGGUAAAUGACCCAUUCCUUUGUAAUAAUUGCAUAGAAUCUUUACAAAAUCUGUUCAAUUUCGUGUUAUCGUUUAACGACUCUGAAGAAUUAUUUAAGAGCUACGUUCAUACAGAUAAUGUAAAUUUGAAAAAAAUAGAUUUAAGACACGUUUACGAACUCAAUGAGGAUUCCGAAAUCAAAUGUGACACCGAUUGUCUUGAUAUUAAAGAAGAAAUUGAAGCAUUAUCGCCCUGUCCCGAACUCAAAAUUGAAGAUGAUAAUAAGGAAGAUGAUCAGCUGCUUAGUACUGAUUUUAGUCAUAAAAGGUCCUCAAUUAACAAAUGUUCAAAAGGAACCAAAAAGUCUCACCUAUGUCCGUACUGUUCAUACAAAAACCACAAAAGAGCCAAUCUAUCGUCGCAUUUAUUAGUACACGCAAAUCUUCGCAACGAACCAACCUUCAGAUUCAAGUGUGACUUGUGCUGUUUCAGUUCAAAAUGGCGUUCCAGUCUUGUAACCCACAAAAUUUUACAUAAAAAGUCACCGGAACUUACGAUUUUCAAAUGCUACAAUUGCAGCUACGAAACUAAAUACAAAAAGCAUUUGAGGCGACAUAUGAAAUUGCACCAAUUCAAAAUGUAUUUUUGCAAAGCUUGUCCAUACAAAACAAAAAUACCGGAUAGACUGAAAAUUCACAAAUGCAAACCUAAAUCUGAAAAAGUUAAAUUAGUUAAAAGGGAAACUGAAGAAAUUAAAAGCAAAUUGGAUACAAGGUCUGAAGAUGGGGACCAAACGGUGAAGAAAGAAUACCAACCGGAUAAGAUAUAUAGUUAUUUUUCGAAAAUCAUCGAUCUGGACAGUUGGUAUUACCUUUGUAAUACUUGCAAGUACCAAACGAUGAAAAUGUCUGGUAUCAAAGAUCACGUUUUGAAGCACCAAAAGAAACGGAAAGAAAAAUGCAGUCAGUGUGGUUAUAAAUUUAAACAUAAAAAAAGUUUGAAGGCUCAUAUCAAAAAUGUACACGGUUAAUGUGUUUGGAAUACAUUUAUUUUUAUUAUUUUGUUGAAUUUUGUUAGUUUAUUUAAAGAGUUUGUUUAUUUUUCAAUAAAAGCGUUUAUUUUA